This is a messenger RNA of Ceratitis capitata (Mediterranean fruit fly), 2531 nucleotides long. RefSeq names its product UPF0183 protein CG7083. The record is from RefSeq and is a predicted model, not a curated record. The coding region runs from base 419 to 1723 and encodes 434 amino acids. Gene Ontology annotation, biological process: Golgi to plasma membrane protein transport. The transcript is spliced from 2 exons. Gene Ontology annotation, cellular component: trans-Golgi network. NCBI's taxonomy places the organism in Eukaryota, Metazoa, Arthropoda, Insecta, Diptera, Tephritidae.
UUUUAUUUUCUACUCAGCUGUUUCCUUUGUUUUCACUUAAAUCGCUAUUUUUUGCUUGGUGCUCGGUGUGAAUUUGUGUGUAUUACGUCGAAUUAAGAAACUGAAUUUAUUUUUACUUUUAUUUACCUCGAUUCAAAAAGUUUUUUCAUAAUCAAACAAUUGUACUGAUAACAGCCUUUUACGACGCCAGACAUUAGAAACUAUACUCAAGCGCACAAACGAAAUAAAAAAUUAGAUAAAAGAAACGAAGUUCAGGGGCAUAGGAGCCUCUCUAGAAAACAACAAUAACAAGUUGAAUAAACAACUUAAGGUGUGCCAAUUGUGAAAAGUUAUAAAAACGUAAAAACAUUUUUGUGCUAAUAUUUAGUGAGUUAAAAAAAAAUCCCCUCUGGCACUAAAGAAAACUUGCAGUGUUAAAAUGUUGGACUUAGAGAUUGUACCCGAGUUGUCCCUUGGUUGUGAUGCGUGGGAAUUUGUCCUUGGAAUGCACUUUUCACAAGCAAUAUCAAUCAUUCAAUCACAAGUGGGCAUCAUUAAAGGUGUGCAAGUACUUUAUUCAGAAACAAAUCCAUUGGGUGUGGACAUUAUUAUAAACUUACCCCAAGAUGGUGUUCGCUUAAUUUUCGAUCCUGUUAUACAACGUUUAAAAACUAUCGAAGUGUUCAACAUGAAACUGGUUAAACUGAAGUACGGAGGAGUACACUUCAAUUCCCCAGAGGUACUACCAUCCAUUGAACAAAUCGAGCAUUCCUUUGGGGCUACACAUCCUGGUGUAUAUGAUGCAGCAAAACAAUUAUUUGCACUACAUUUUCGUGGAUUGAGCUUCUUUUUUCCGGUGGACAGCAAAUUGCAAGAAGGAUACGCACAUGGUUUAGGGUCUUUAAUAUUUUUAAGUGGCGCAUCACCAGUAGUUUCGAAAAUGUCACUAUACUCCGGGAGCAAUGUUUCUGAGACGCGGGCUCCACCUCUUCCACUCUCUUGUUACCAUCGACAGAUCUAUUUAGACUCGGCCAAAGUGUUGCGCUCUGAAAAUGGUUAUACUCAAGGAUUAAAGUUACAGCUAUUUACGGAGGGUUCUAGUCGAGCUUUAGAACAUCGUCGACUAUGUUUCACCAGAGAAAUUCUAUUUGGCGACAGUUGUCAAGAUGUAGCUAUGAAGCUGGGUGCACCGAAUCGAAUUUUCUUUAAAAGUGAAGAUAAAAUGAAAAUACACUCCUCAAAUGUAAACCGACAGGCACAGAAUAAACGUAGCGAUACAUUCUUUAAUUAUUUUACCCUUGGUAUUGAUGUAUUGUUCGAUGCACGUACUCAAACUUGUAAGAAGUUUGUAUUGCACACAAAUUAUCCGGGACAUUUCAAUUUCAAUAUGUAUCAUCGUUGUGAAUUCAAAUUUAAUUUGAAACGUGAGGAUGAACUUUCAAAUAAUUAUGAAAAAACAAUCUCCGAAGACAUUGAAAUCACUGCUUACGCAAAGUGGGACGAAAUUAGUGCGGUAGUCCCUUCAGCUCGUCCGGUGGUACUCCAUCGCGCUAGCUCUACAAACACUGCCAACCCUUUCGGAGCAACUUUCUGUUACGGCUAUCAGGAUAUAAUAUUUGAGGUCAUGACAAACAACCAUAUUGCCUCAAUCACUUUGUACCGCACUAUUCCACCGGUUAAGCAAACGGAGCAGUCUUACCAUCAGCAGCACAAAAUGCAGGACAUAAGUUUAACUGUUGCGUGAAAAGACACAGAACCCCAAGCAGUCGUUGACAAGAACUUACAAACCGUAACAGUUCAUCAGACUAAUAAAUACUUUUAAAAAUAAAUCUUUGGUAACGGAAAGAUUUUAUGCUUAAGUAACUGUAUUGUACGAGAGACCAUUUAUGUUAAAAAAAAAACAUACAUACAUAUAUAUACAUAUAUGACACAAAAUUAACACUGUUACCUUUGUUUUGCAAUUCUCAAGAACACUCAAAUAUUAAUAAUAGCACAUCCAUACAUAUUUAGCCGAAUUAGGGCAAAAUUAUUAUAAAUUUGACAAUGUUUUUUUUUUUUUUUUUAAUUAAGAGUUGUUUUUUUUUAAUCCAAAUCUAAUAGAUAAAUUAUAUAAUUACCGAUUAAGUUCCGUGAAAAGGGCGAUUUUCUGCAAAUACACACACAAAUAUAUGCAGUUUUUUUCUAUGCCCUAAUAUGAUACAGUUAUAAUUUAUGUAUUGUGAACGCUUACCGCCUGAAAUCUGUCAAUGUUUAUUGAAAUUAUACACAUAGUUAUAAACAUACAUAAUAAAUAAGUAAAUGUUUGAAUAACAAUAAUAAAAUUUAAUUAAAUUACAGUUUGACAACGUAGUAUAUAAGUUUACAAACAAAUAAUAGUACGUAUACAUAAAAUAUACAAACAGCUAUAUUUAGCUUUAAUUAGCUAACUAUAUACUAGUGCUGUUCGGCUGAGUAGUCAUUGAAGCCAGAUCUUAAAAGUGUUUACAUUUUUUAAAUGAUUACAUUGAGUUUCUACAAUAUUAUAUUAAUUAUACUUGCACAUUUUUAUUCCG